CUGGCCGGAAACACUAGCGCACAUACUACAUACCGUCGGUUUAUUUACACAUUUAAGUGUUUUUAAGGUGAAGACUUAAGCUGUCGCUUAUGCCAGGGACACAGCUGUAUACAUUUUUAAUAAAGUCAAGGUUUAGCGAAGGUCGGUAUUCAUUACAUUUGGCGGAAAGACACAGCACAUGUAGUCACGAAAGCAGCAGUGCUGACUAAUGACUGCGAAAUUCACAACUAAAUCUAACUGAAUCGAGUCAGGCAACAUGCAGUGUGUGAAACUGCCCAUCAGUGUUACAGUGGAGAUCAAUCUGCUGCUGGUGGCAGUGACCGUUUCAGCGCUCGUGACCAGACUGUGUGGCAUUCACCUUCCUAAAGCUGUUGUGUUUGAUGAAGUUUAUUACGGACAGUUCCUGUCUCUGUACAUGAAGCAAGUGUUUUUCAUUGAUGAGAGUGGUCCACCUUUUGGCCACAUGAUACUAGCUUUAGGAGCGUAUUUAGGAGGAUUUGAUGGCAACUUUGUUUGGAACAGGAUUGGAGCAGAAUACACCAGUAAUGUUCCUGUUUGGAGCCUUCGGGUAAUACCGGCCCUUGCUGGCUCUUUUUGUAUACCUCUUGCUUAUCUUCUGGUGGUGCAGCUUGGAUAUUCCCAUUCCUCAGCACUGGGGGCCUGUGUGCUCCUUCUCAUGGAAAACUCCUUGAUUGUGCAAUCACGCUUUAUGCUGCUGGAGUCUGUUCUAAUCUUUUUCCUGCUGUUAGCUGUACUGUCUUACCUCCGCUUUUACAAAGCACACAAUUCAUCUUUUAGGUGGUUUUGGCUCGUGACCUGUGGGGUCAGUUGUGCAUGUGGAAUUGGGGUAAAGUACAUGGGUAUGUUCACAUACUUUUUACUGCUAGGCCUGGCAGCUGUACACACCUGGCAUGUUAUUGGAGAUCGAACCUUAAGCCAUGGCAAAGUAGUGGUGCAGAUUUUGGUUCGCUUCCUGGCUCUUGUGGUGUUACCUGUCAUCAUGUACCUUGGAUUUUUCUACAUCCAUCUUACGCUGCUGUAUCGCAGUGGACCACAUGACCAGAUGAUGAGCAGUGCUUUUCAAGCAAGUCUAGAGGGCGGUUUAGCGCGGAUCACUGAGGGGCAGCCCUUGGAUGUUGCAUUCGGCUCACAGGUCACUCUCCGCACCGUGUCCAGUAAACCUGUUCCAUGUUGGCUUCACUCCCACAAGGCUAACUAUCCAGUCAGGUAUGAAAAUGGCCGUGGUAGCUCCCACCAGCAGCAGGUGACCUGCUAUCCUUUUAAAGAUGUCAACAACUGGUGGAUUAUUAAAGACCCUGGACGGCACAGUCUCGUGGUCCGCAGCCCACCCAGACCUAUCAGGCAUGGAGAUAUUAUUCAGCUGCUGCAUGGAAUGACCACUCGCUAUCUGAACACACAUGAUGUUGCAGCCCCCAUGAGUCCUCACUCACAGGAAGUGUCUGGCUACAUAGACUUUAAUGUAUCUAUGCCAGCUCAGAAUCUAUGGAGAGUGGACAUAGUGAACAGGGAGUCUGAUAGAGAGAUCUGGAAGACGAUUUUAUCAGAGGUGCGACUAGUCCAUGUGAACACCUCAGCUGUUUUAAAGCUCAGUGGAGCAUCUUUGCCUGAGUGGGGUUUCAAACAGCUGGAGGUGGUUGGGGAUAAGGUUUAUAAAGGUUACCAGCAGAGCGGCAUGUGGAAUGUGGAGGAGCACCGCUAUGGCCGAAGUCAGGAACAGAAGGAAAGGGAGUUGGAGUUGAAAUCACCUACACACAGCGACAUCAAGAGAAACCUCACUUUUAUGGCCAAAUGUCUUGAGCUGCAGUGGAAGAUGCUGACAGUAAAGAAUGAAGAGUCUGAGCACAAAUAUAGUUCAUCACCUCUUGAAUGGAUCACAAUGGACACCAACAUUGCAUACUGGCUUCAUCCUUCAAGUAAUGCACAAAUUCAGCUGAUUGGGAAUAUUGUUAAUUGGACCAUUGCAAACCUUUCACUGGUUGUUUACUGUCUUAUGAUUCUAACCUACUUACCAAGACGACGGAGGAAAGUUGAAGACAUUCCUCAAGACUCUUGGGAACAGCUGGUUUUGGCUGGUGUCAUUUGUUUUGGAGGCUGGGCAGUGAAUUACCUGCCAUUCUUCCUAAUGGAGAAGACUCUGUUUCUGUAUCACUAUCUUCCAGCACUCACCUUUAAGAUCUUGCAGAUACCUAUAGUCAUAGAGCACCUGUACAUCCAUGUAUUGAGAUCCCCAGCUCAAAGGAAAGCAUUUGGUGGUGUUAUUCUGGCAGUCCUUUGUUCAGUAUACAUGUCCUACCACAACUUGAGUCCUCUAACCUACGGCCAGCCAGCAUUAUCGUCAGACGAGCUUGCUGCACUGCGCUGGAGAGAGAGUUGGGAUAUUCUCCUAAGGAAACGCUGAAAUCCAUUUUUUUUUCUUUAAGAAUGGGAGCUUCAGUAAGUUCAUGAUGAUGUCAAAUCUAAAGCCAAGGCAGCUGGUAGUGUGAAAUACGGUUUCUAGGGUCUAGAGUACCCAAAUUUAAAAAUGUGAAAUACUCUUUAAUGAGAACUCAUGCUGCUCAAUCUCAAAACUCUAAACCAAAUGGACUGUAAAGCACUAUUUAGUGCUUAAUUUAUCAUGCUCUUAUGUUUACAUAUGUGACCCUGGACCACAAAACCAGUCUUAAGUCGCUUGGGGAUAUUUGUAGCAAUAGCCCAAAAUAAAUUUGUAUAGGUCAAAACUCGAAAAGGCGAUUUUCUCAGUAUUUCGAUUUUUUGCACCCUCAGAUUCCAGAUUUUCAAAUAGUUGUA
Sinocyclocheilus grahami is the source of this 2808-nucleotide messenger RNA. RefSeq names its product protein O-mannosyl-transferase 1-like. Bases 257 to 2419 code for a protein of 720 amino acids. Gene Ontology annotation, molecular function: dolichyl-phosphate-mannose-protein mannosyltransferase activity. Gene Ontology annotation, biological process: protein O-linked glycosylation via mannose. NCBI's taxonomy places the organism in Eukaryota, Metazoa, Chordata, Actinopteri, Cypriniformes, Cyprinidae. The record is from RefSeq and is a predicted model, not a curated record. Gene Ontology annotation, cellular component: endoplasmic reticulum; membrane. The transcript has 20 exons.